AUGUCCCCCCAAGUAACGCUCCACACCGCCCGCCUAACCCUGCGCUUCGCCGACCUCCACUCCCCCACCGACGCCCACGAACUCGUCAAACUGCACACCUCCGAAGCAGCAGCGAAAUCCGGCGUCCCCCGACAAAUCGACAGCCCCGAAGCCCUGCGGCGCCAACUCCCGCGUCUAGGCCCGAAAGCAGAGCUGUGCACGCGCGCGCCCCCGCCCGAGGGGAUGUACUUUCUCAUCGUCUUGCCCCCUCCUCCUUCUUCUGAGGAUGGCAAGGCUGAAGACGAAAGCAAAGGCACAGUAAUAGGCAUGAACGCCCUCGUCUUCCGCCCCGAAAUGCCAUAUCCGGACAUGGCAUACGCCAUGAACACCGCCUACGAAGGCCACGGGUACGCGUCAGAAGCAGGGCGCGCAGCCCUAGCCUGGUGGAGGGAUGUCAUCGGCGUGGAGAAGAUUUGGUGCGGCACGCUUCCGGCGAAUGUGCGCUCGCAGCGCUGCGCGGAGCGCAUUGGCUUCGUGCGCGCGGGGGGCGUGGAUAUUGUGCUGGGCAAUCCGCCGGACGAGGCGACGCGGGUGCGCGAUUGCGUGGCGUUUGUGCUGCCGGGGAUGGAGGGGGAGUGGGUGGAGGGUAGGACGAUUUAUCCUUCCGUCAGGUGGUAG
This is a messenger RNA of Neohortaea acidophila, 657 nucleotides long. Its product is annotated as acyl-CoA N-acyltransferase. The coding region runs from base 1 to 657 and encodes 218 amino acids. Lineage: Eukaryota; Fungi; Ascomycota; Dothideomycetes; Mycosphaerellales; Teratosphaeriaceae. The transcript has a single exon. The record is from RefSeq and is a predicted model, not a curated record. Gene Ontology annotation, molecular function: acyltransferase activity, transferring groups other than amino-acyl groups.